ACGUGAUAUCUAUGCCGGCGCUUCCUGGUCGGAUGACGUUUUCCAACAAGGUUGUAGGUAAUGUUUCGUAGAGUUUAGACUUUCUGAAAAAGAAUUCCGAUAAAUAUGUGGCCUUUCCGAUCACUCGUAUUUUCCUUUCCCCCCACUUAAAAAACGGCGGCGCCCUGGACGACAGAGAAGAACGAAUAGAAGAAGAGCGACAAGGCCAAGAAUUAUGGACUGUAAAAAAAAUAAUCCCACUGAAAUCGAUAUCUGAAACGAGGUUUAGACGCUGACUAGCUCCCACUUGGAGUUAUUGUGAAGAAUGGAGUUGUCUCAAAGAGACAGGCUUUCAGAACUUGUGGAGGAGCUUACCACCUCUGGACAGCUGCAACUCUGCAAGGAAAAAACAAAGGAAAUCAAGAAGAUAUGCAAGGAGUCUAUCGACUGCAUAAAUCAUGCAUACCACUCAAUAAUGUCCCAGCUCAACCAGGACCAUGCUGAAAUCCGUCUGGCAGCCUUCCAUUUGGCAAGUGAGCUUUUCCCUAAAUCACAUCACUUCAGAACACUCCUGGUGGACAACUUCCAGGAGUUCUUGGAGUUAACAGUUGAGACUAACUUCGAGCGGCCUCUACCCCCGCCUCAACCCGUCGCCAGAAAACUUCGGUCGCUCGCUGUCCAGACUAUCCAGUCCUGGCAAUCCUCUUAUGGGUCGGCUUAUAAGAAGUUGGAGCUGGGAUUUCACUUCCUCAAACAGUUCAAAAAGGUGGACUUUCAGGAUGCUGAGGCCAGGACAAUAGCAGAGCGGGCAAGAGAGGCAGAGCGACAAAGGAAAAUGGAGAGGAUAUACAAAGAAAGACUGGAAGCAGCAAUUAGAGACCUGGAAGACUCCAGCACAGAUAUCGAAGUGGCCUUGAAAGAAUUAGACUCCUGUUUGAUGCUGCUUCUCCCUCAGUUUUCCCUUCUCGACAGCCACACAGUUAACCUACCCACACAAACUAGCGCUGGAUGUUUGUUAGAAGAUGAGCACCCUUGCUGUAGCAAAAACUUGAUGAAUGACACAACAGAUCAGAUAAAAGAGAGCAAGGAGAUGAGGAGAAAAGGAGAAAGUGACAGUAACAAUGGAGAAGAAUUGGAGAGAAAAAAGAAGAAAAACAAGUGCAAGAGAAGUGAAAUUAAAGAGCUAAACAGUAGGGAUAAACCUGAGAUGGUAAUGGGACAAAGGUAUAAAAUGAAACGCAAUGAGAACGAGGGUAGAUGUAAGGCAGAAGAGGAGGAUCCUCUCCAUGGAGACUCAUUUAUCCGACACUCUGGCCUUAUCUCCCGUUCAUAUUGUCUGGACUUGGACCUUAGUGAUGGUUUUCAUGUCGAGGAGACGGAGGAUAAUGAAGCUGUAGUUUCUACAUUGUUAGAUCUUCAAAGACUACUCAUGACAAAGCACCUACCGGCUGUGCGUCGUUGGGUUCAGAUCUUCACUAGGUCAGGAGCUGAACAACAUUUGUUGACAAGAUCACUGGAUAUAAAAAACUCUCUCGAAGCAUCCCUGCUAAAAUUGAGCGAGUUGAACAUUAAAUCCAAGAGGGGCAUUAAGAAAAUGGCUUCACCAUUUGAAGAAGGUGAUGAUGAUGACACCGAUGAAGAUUUCAUUGAAGUAUCAGAAAAAGAAGGAUAUGAGUCACAUGUCCCUACAAAUCUACAAGUGAAAGAUGGUUUGAGUCCCUCUUCAUCCACUCUGACGGCAUCACAGCGUACCACUACAAACAUAGCAGAAACAUCUUCCCCUGGUUCCCAAGCUUCCACCUCCUACUACAAGAGACUGAAAAGACUGAAAGAAGAUGAGAGGGAUCCAACUUGUGCCGCUGCAACACUCCACCUCCUCCGAAAUAAACUUUCUUUAACUGCAGCACCCAGUAGCUCCUCAGAAGCAUGUUCAACUCAAUCUAACAAUGACCCAUCAACCUCAAAGGCUCCGGUGGUUCCAUUUGGUUUGGAUCUGUAUUACUGGGGCCAGGAGCAGCCUAACUGUGGCAUGAUCACCAAAAUGACUUCUCAGCAUCAGUUCUGGGUACCAGCUGAGGUGGAAGAGGAAGUGCAAAACACAGAGCUGAUGGCUGAGAGCAAAUGCAGAUACAUCUCCUUCCCUGGACAAUUCACUCCUGUUCGCCAUUAUUGCAAUGCACCAUUAGAAAAUGGAAAGCUGUGUAAGAGACAGGACCGAAUAAAGUGCCCUUUCCAUGGGCGGAUUGUCCCGCGAGAUCAGGCGGGUAGGCCAUGCAGCCAGGAGGACCGUCAGAGAGAAGAACAGGAUAGAAGGAACAAAGAAGGAACAAAGAAACAUGACUGGCAUGAUGCAGAGCUGGUUCGAGACAUUGAAAUUCAAACAGGAGAAAACCUGGGCUCUGACAGAAUGGACAAACGGGGUAAAAGAAAGAAGAAAAAGAAAUACCCCAACCUCACCAAUUUGAAUGAAAGCAACAACACAGCAAGAUCUCGGCUUGAGAAGCGGAUAUUCAACAAGAGUGCCAUGCGAAGAGUUGCCCAGGCGAUGACUAAAGCUGACAACAGAAAACAUGAAAAGUUUUCAAACCAGUUUAACUAUGCGCUCAACUGAUCUUCGGAGUUGACCAUCUACAUUAUUUUAAUUUAAAAAAAAAAAAAAAUAAUAAUAAUCACUCUUCCUCUUGCUCAGAAUACGGCAACAUUCACACUUAAUUGAAUUCCUGUAUUUCACUGAUUUCGAAAUUUUUGUGUUCUUGUGCAUAGACUUCAUAAUAUAUUAACAGGAUACGGGGUGCGGUGCUGUUUAAUGGGGGCCUAUCUCCGCCAAAGCUGACCGAGUGGAAACACGAACAAAGCGUUAUACGUUGAAAGUUCUUGUGAAUAAAAGCCUAAAUCCCUGAAUUCUUUAUAGAUAUGGACGUAAAACAGUCCCGAUUCUUGGUUAAAAGUAAACAAACUGGGCAGUCGGCACUUAUUUGACGUAAGUCUGUCGAAUGUGCUGCUGGUCCUUAAGCCACUAUGGCGCCGCUUUAUCACCACAAAGCGCUUUUUACGUUGAAAUCUUUGGGAAAAAUGCUUAAAUCCCUUAAUUCUUUAUAGAUAUCUAUGUAAAACAGCCUCGAUUCUUGGCUAAAAGCAAAAAAAAAAAAAAAACUGGCAGUUACCAUUUCUCAUGUCUCAUUAGACCAGUACUUCUCAAAUGGUGGGGCGCGCCCCCCCAGGGGGGCGCAGAGCGAUGCCAGGGGGGGCGCGAGUGACCUCGGGGAACAUGCUUUUAUUUUUUUUAUUUUUUUUUGCCGUACUAGAAUAAAGUGUACUUGCACAUCCACUCCGUGGGUGGCAGUGGCGCUCUCAUUUUCAAAGUGCGUGCAGUAUUUUUGAAGUAAGCAAGAGCACACGGAAGUAGUGACGAGAUUUGUCGUUCACUUGAGCAAACGAAUCCAUUCCGGUUCGUUCAGUAAAAAGAUUCGUUCAAACAAAUCGUUCAACGAAUCGUUCGCCCCCCUCAUCUCCCUCCCCGCCCAAACGAAUCGUUCGGUUACUGAACGGGAAGUGACGUUGCCGAACGAAUCACCAAAGACCGCUUCGCAGUAUAACUGAACGGGAAGUGACAUUGCUUGGUCCCUCCCUCUCUUCCACAUUGACCACUCGUCGUAGUUUCAGAAAUGAGUGACGGGCGGUAUCAUUCUGCUUUCACAGACAGCCUCGUCUCCCUCCUGCUGCUGCAAAAGCGAGGGAGAACUUCCGCGUCGUCUGUCCUAGUUCUAUGGGCUCAAAGUCAUGGCUCGUGCUUGCAUUUCGAUUUAGGACACGGUUAAACAUUUUCCUUUUGUGAGGGGAGUAGGGGGCGGGGGCGCACAGACUUUCUUUAGCAGGUUCUUGAUCACACAUACAUAUACAGCAUGUUUGCUGUCACGAAAAUAAAAAUACAUCGAAAGUUUAAUUUCUGAAUAUGGAACGACCAACACAUCAUAUUUACAUCUCGCUCUGUUGUAUUUUUGUUUUUUAGUAUUAAGAUGAUCGUGUUGAAUUUUUGCACUGGUAUUAAUAAAUAAAAUAAUCCGGUCAGCUCCCCUGUCGUCCCCGCAUCUCAGAUCGUCAAAUGCUGACGAGAAAUAAUUGUUUGCUCUUUACGAUGUCGCCUUUCUACUCUCAUUAGUCUGUUAAGAAAAAUGUAGACAUAUUGCGACAUCUCCCGUGUCCGCGUGCUUUGUUUUUGGGCGCUUGAGUAGCACAUGAUGGACGGAUUGACAUAAUUUGUCAAACCAACCAACACCUGACACGAAGAAAAAAAAAAAAAACACUCGGAAAAAAAUUACAUGUAUAUACAGUUUCAUUGCAAAUCAGUAUUAUGGUGAUCAUAUUGUUUUUUUGCACUGGUAUUAAUAAAUAAAAUAAUCCGGUCAGCUCCCCUGUCGUCCCCGCAUCUCAGAUCGUCAAAUGCUGACGAGAAAUAAUUGUUUGCUCUUUACGAUGUCGCCUUUCUACUCUCAUUAGUCUGUUAAGAAAAAUGUAGACAUAUUGCGACAUCUCCCGUGUCUGCGUGCAUUGUUUUGGGCGCUUGAGUAGCACAUGAUGGACGGAUUGAUAUAAUUUGUUAAACCAACCAACACCCGACACGCUGACACGAAAAAAAAAAAUAAAACACUCGGGGAAAAAUUGACAUGUAUUUACAGUUUCAUUGCAAAUCAGUAUUAUGGUGAUCAUACUAAAUAUUUUUUUCUGUGCACAUAUGAGGUAAAUAUCGCUGCCAUGAAGCCUCCAUAUAGUGACAGUUCUCUGCCCGCUUCACUGCCGUCACGCGACCGCAUUUCAGCUUUUGCUUGCCUCGUAGCUACCCGUGUUUUAAAUUACUGUAAAUUUGAUAGUAUGUCGUCAUAGGCAGUCACGAGUUUGUUGAGAAAAGUACUACUCUAAACAAUGCUCGCUAGAUUUGUGUGGUGUUUUUGUCUGUUUGAGCAGCAUUUGAUAGGCUCCACGUUAACAAAUAUGUGACAAAGUCAUUUCCUUUCAUUUUCUGAUUCAUUCACCGCAUAGUCAUUACUGGAAAAUCAAGUUAGCAGCAAGCUAGGUCAGGAACCGGAGGACCGAGUCACUGAACGGGAAGUGACAAAACUCAGUCUUGCCCCCCUGCCUGCACGCUGGCUGCUUAUUGGCCACACGCCCUGAUUCUGUUUCCGCUCCCUCCCCUGCCCGCGAUGAGGCUGGCGUCUGAUUGGUCGUGUGCGAUGUCAGAAGACGCUGCCGCUUGCUCAACGCCCUCCCACGCAGCGAACAAGCACCACCUUCAUAGAACGAAUCAGUGCAGAUGAUGAUUAGUUCGGUCUCGUUCACCAAAACAAUUCGUUCAAAAAGAACGAAUCGUUCGCGACCGAUACAACACUACACGGAAGAGACUCAUGCAGAGCUGGACUCACGCAGCGACCCACUGUCUUCUUCGAUUCUCACGUGUCCGGCCGAGAAGUGCCGUUUUCGGCUUGGGAUCGUCACGACCACCGCCCUCACCUACGGUUCUACCUCGGCCGCCGAGAAUGCGCUUUUUUCGGGCCGUUUGCCUUUGACUUUUAAUAUAGUGGGAAAUGAGGAAAGACCACUGUUUACUGAGUCUAAAAAUGAUUAUAGCGGAGAAGCCAAAUCAGUUAAGACGCCACUUAAAGACAUUCGACCUCAAUCUCAUUGAUAAGCCGCUUGAUUGUUUUUCAGCGAAAAUGUGCCGAAUAUUGCCAAUUGUCACAAUCGUCCCGCUUUGUCAGUGUUAUAUCAGUAAACCAGUGAGCACUGUGGUGAAUCAGCGAAAAUAAAAACUUUCCUUUUGUCCAAAGACUUUUUUUCCCCCCUUCUAUUCAGUUGUUUUUCGGUCAAAUUUUUUGGCACGUUGUCCUGAAGAGUAAAUGUUUCUAAUCAAUUUGAAUUUGUUAUUAUUUACUGAUUUUAUUACAUUUUAUUUUUCAGUAUCAAAUGGUCAAAAAUGUACCUUGAGUGUAUUUUUACAGUUUGGAUGUGACUUUUUUUUUUUUUUUUUUAACUUCAGGCAAAUUGAUGCACGUUAAGUCUUUUCUGUUACAAGCAACACAAUGUUAAAAAAGUUAUACUUUAUUAUAAGUUGAUCUAUGUUACUUUUUUUCUUUAAUAGAAAAAAAGGACACAAUGUUAGGCUGAGGCGUACUUAUAAUAGUAAUAUAGACGAAUGAUACUAUUUACAGU
Messenger RNA from Corythoichthys intestinalis (scribbled pipefish), 6183 nucleotides. RefSeq names its product UV-stimulated scaffold protein A (gene uvssa). The record is from RefSeq and is a predicted model, not a curated record. Gene Ontology annotation, molecular function: RNA polymerase II complex binding. Gene Ontology annotation, cellular component: chromosome. Gene Ontology annotation, biological process: response to UV; transcription-coupled nucleotide-excision repair. The transcript is spliced from 15 exons. The coding region runs from base 305 to 2590 and encodes 761 amino acids. NCBI's taxonomy places the organism in Eukaryota, Metazoa, Chordata, Actinopteri, Syngnathiformes, Syngnathidae.